Messenger RNA from Rhizophagus irregularis DAOM 181602=DAOM 197198, 657 nucleotides. Lineage: Eukaryota; Fungi; Glomeromycota; Glomeromycetes; Glomerales; Glomeraceae. The record is from RefSeq and is a predicted model, not a curated record.
AUGCCUGCCAAAUUUGACCUGGACUAUGAUCAAACGUUUAUGAGCAAAACUAACGUAGACAUAAAAAAACAAUUAAUACCAGAACUAAUGAAGAGCUUAAAGCCAAAUUUUAACUCCACCUACGAUAAGUUGACGAAAUGGCUAAUGUCAUUGCAUAAAUCUAGACGAGAUGAACGACAUAAGAAUUUUGCUGCCAAAGCUUUAUAUGAUAAAGACGACGUGAGAAUUGCUCACUAUGAAAAACAAGAGAUGAUCAAUAUCAUUCAAGAUAUCAGAUAUUAUUCACCGGAGUUGAGUGAAAUGGAUGAGGAAAAUGCGUCGGAAAAACGUCAAAUAGUUGUGUAUAAUCGAUCAUGGAAAUCAUCGGAGUUAAAAACUUUUUUUAGGGAAGUAUUGGAUCUUUAUUCAUUUACACAACAAAACGCACAACUAACCAGAUGUAGAAAUUAUGACGAUAUGUUGCAAAAUUUUGACGUCCAACCUCCAAACGAUGCACCACAAUGGACGUGUGUAGAACCAGAAAAUGGUAAUGUCGUAUAUGAUUCUGAUAUAGGAUACGAGAGUAUAUAUGAUGACUAUAUGUAUGAUGAUGCUGACACCAUUGUGAAUGAAGUUGAUGAUGAAAGUCGUCUUGAAGGUGUUAUAUUAUAUAAAUAG